AAAGUUUUGAUAGCGUCUUUCAUACGAUAAUUAUCCAACAGCUGUUUGCGUAUUCACCGAGCGACCAAUCACGCGGCUGCAUUCACGCUCGUGCCAGUCCCUCGAGACGUGAACAGCCAAUAGGAUCCGCAGAGGGUUUUUUAAAUGUUCCCCGUGACGCCGCCCCCUCAGCGGUGCGGUGUUGUGAUGUCUGCGUUUACCGGAGACUUGCACUGAAAAACGAACUAUUACGGCUGAAACGGGACUGCAAAUAUCCACCAUUGGUCCUCCCCCGUGCUCCCCGUGACCCUGACAUGGCAAAAGGAAAGAGGAAUGUGCUAAGAACUGACAGAAAGCCCGAAGACAGCGUUCAGCACAAAGUUAGCUCCUCCCGGAACGAGACAAAGGAGAAUAAACCUUCUCCUAACAAGAGUUCCCAGCACAAAAACCAAUCCAUUGUCCAGCAUCUGCAGAGUCCAGCCAAAGCCCGCUCUCCCCUGGUCCAGUGCAGCAUGCUCAUCCAGGAGACCAACGACGCAGACCCCACCAGCUCUGACUGCAAGCUCCGAAAAGACAUACCUACAGAGGGUAAAUGUGACGCCAGUGAGCAGAAGACUCCGAGCUGUGCAGAGAUGGGAGAGAAGUCUGCAGCCACUGAGCUCAAAGAGUCCAGAGGCGAAACCAAAGCAGGCCCCAUGAAGGACAACAAGGCACCAGCGUCCAAGAACCGCAGUCGCGCUGCACACAAGAAGAGUGAAAAUAAAGCCCCACAAAAUAAGAAGGUGACAGACUACUUUCCAAUCAGAAGAAGCAACAGAAAGACCAAAGCAGAGCUGAAGAGUGAAGAACACAGACACCUGGACGACCUCAUAAAGAACGGUGUGGAAGAGGGAAUGGAGGUGAAGGAGAUCGAGGGGAAGGGCAGAGGAGUGUUUGCAGUGAAGGGCUUUAAAAAGGGUGACUUUGUGGUGGAGUACUCUGGAGAUUUGCUGGAGUUGUCUGAGGCCAAAGCCAGGGAGGCGCAGUACGCCCAGGACCCCUCCACAGGCUGCUACAUGUACUACUUCCAAUACCAGACCAAGACCUACUGUGUGGAUGCUACAAAAGAGUGCAGCCGUCUGGGCAGACUCCUCAACCACAGCAAGAGCGGGAACUGCCAGACCCGCCUGCACCCCAUAGACGGGACCCCCCACCUCAUCCUGGUGGCCUCCAGGGACAUCAGUGCCCACGAGGAGCUGCUCUACGACUAUGGAGACCGCAGCAAAGCCUCCAUCUCUGCUCACCCCUGGCUCAAGUACUGACCCAACCACCUCACCCGCCCACUCACCCACUCACCCACGCAACCCACACCUCAAGCACGCCUUUUACCACUACUCCAUGGGUUUUAAAUGGAGCCGAGAGCUUCCUGUAUAUUUUUGCUACAGUUUUAUAGAAUGCUUUUAUAUUUUUCUCUUGUAUUGAGUCGAUGCUUAAGGAGCAUUAGCUAGUGUGAAAUAUUGUCCAAUGAAUUUCAUAGACUGUCAUUGUAACUUAUUACUUGUAUUCAAAGAAUAAACUGUUUUCCAUGCUAGCUCCAGAUGCAUGUUGAAAAUAUGAAAUUAAACCUGGAAAACCUU
Boleophthalmus pectinirostris (great blue-spotted mudskipper) is the source of this 1595-nucleotide messenger RNA. RefSeq names its product lysine methyltransferase 5Ab (gene kmt5ab). Gene Ontology annotation, molecular function: histone H4K20 methyltransferase activity; protein binding. Bases 294 to 1280 code for a protein of 328 amino acids. The transcript is spliced from 8 exons. NCBI's taxonomy places the organism in Eukaryota, Metazoa, Chordata, Actinopteri, Gobiiformes, Gobiidae. The record is from RefSeq and is a predicted model, not a curated record.